AUGACGAACCCUACUCCUGGCCUUUCGGCCCUCGUCGACCUCAUCGACUCCCUCCCCGACCUGGGUGCCACCUGGGGCCCCGCCGUCACCACCGAGACCACUCUGAAUGGCGUCCCCUACGCCCCCUACUCCAAGGGCGAUAAGCUCGGUCGCAUGGCCGACUGGACUGCCGACUCCAAGGACGGCCGUGACGGUCGCGGUGGUCGCCAGCAGUACAACAGGAACUUCCGUGACCAGCAGAUUUACGGUGCCGGUUCCACCUCCAUCUUCGCUCCCCCCGUCGCCGAGGACGAGUCUUCCUUCUCCGUUGUCUCUAACGUCAGGGAUACUGGCAAGACCCGCUUCGGUCGUGGUGCUGUCUUCACUAGAGGCCGUGGCCAACGCGGUGGUGCUGGUGCCCAGGCUGGCAGGGGUGGUGGCCGUCAGACCUUCCAGAGGACAGGUCGCGGUGGUCAGCAGUACGGCGGUGGCUUUGACGGUGGCCGUGGUGGCCGCGGUAACACCGGUGCGCGCGGUCGUCGCUUCGGCUGGAAGGAUUAUGACAAGCCCCAGCGCAACCGUGAUGCUUCGAUCAACAUCAAGGGUGACUGGAAGCUGAUUGAGGAGAUCGACUACAACCGUCUUGGCAAGCUCAACCUCGAGACCGACGAGGGUGAGGAUGUCGAUGACUACGGCUUCCUCUACGCCUACGACCGCUCCUACGACAAGCCCGUCGUCAAGAACGCCGAGCGCAGGCUCACCGCUAUCGACCGUGCUGCCUACAAUGUCACCGCCUCUUCCGACCCCGUCAUCCAGGAGCUCGCCGAGAAGGACGAGGCCACCAUCUUCGCCACCGACAGCACCCUCUCCAUGCUCAUGUGUUCUCCCCGCUCCGUCGCCCCUUGGGAUAUCGUUAUCUCCCGCCAGGGCAACAAGGUCUUCUUUGACAAGCGCGACAACGCCGCUCUCGACCUUGUCACCGUCAACGAGAACGCCGCCGAUGCGCCGCUCGAGGCUUCCGAGGGUUCCAAGGAUGGCAUCAACCAGCCCCACGCCCUUGCCGAGGAGGCUACCUUUAUCAACCACAACUUCGCCAACCAGGUUGUCGUCGAGAGCGAGUCCGACAAGGUCAACAUGGCCCACGAGAACCCCUUCUACAACGCCUCCGAGGAGAACGUCCCCCCUGCCUCCAAGGCCUACAAGUACCGCCGCUUCGACCUCUCCACCAGCGAGGAGGAGUCCGUCUUCUUGGUUGUCCGUACUGAGAUCGACGCUGUUCAGAAGAACGCUACCGACGGCAAGAACCAGCUCGUCACCGUCCACGCUCUCAACGAGUGGGACAGCAAGGCCCAGGGUGCCGGUGGUGCCCUCGACUGGAGGACUAAGCUCGUUUCUCAGCGUGGUGCCGUUGUCGCUACUGAGAUGAAGAACAACAGCUGCAAGCUCGCCAGGUGGACUGUCCAGUCCAUCCUCGCCAAGGCCGAUGUCAUGAAGCUUGGUUUCGUCUCCCGCGUCAACCCCAAGGUCAACGACAAGCAUGUCAUUCUCGGCGUUGUUGGCUGGAAGCCCAAGGACUUCGCCAACCAAAUGAAUCUCUCGCUCUCCAACGGCUGGGGUAUUGUCCGCACCAUUGCCGACAUGUGCCUCAAGUCCGAGUCUGAGGACACCAAGUUCGUCCUCGUCAAGGACCCCAACAAGAACAUCCUCCGCCUGUACGAGGUCCCUGCCGGCAGCCUCGACGAGGAGGUUGAGGAGUUGGAGGAGGUCCAGGAGGAGGCUGAGGAGGCUGAGGAAUAG
Molecule: messenger RNA, 1776 nt
Organism: Sordaria macrospora k-hell
Lineage: Eukaryota; Fungi; Ascomycota; Sordariomycetes; Sordariales; Sordariaceae
Biological process (GO): translational initiation
Cellular component (GO): eukaryotic translation initiation factor 3 complex; cytoplasm
Molecular function (GO): translation initiation factor activity
Source: RefSeq, a predicted model, not a curated record